This is a messenger RNA of Chanos chanos (milkfish), 3243 nucleotides long. RefSeq names its product WW domain containing E3 ubiquitin protein ligase 2 (gene wwp2). Gene Ontology annotation, biological process: proteasome-mediated ubiquitin-dependent protein catabolic process; protein K63-linked ubiquitination; negative regulation of transcription by RNA polymerase II. The transcript is spliced from 24 exons. Lineage: Eukaryota; Metazoa; Chordata; Actinopteri; Gonorynchiformes; Chanidae. Gene Ontology annotation, molecular function: RNA polymerase II-specific DNA-binding transcription factor binding; ubiquitin protein ligase activity. The record is from RefSeq and is a predicted model, not a curated record. Gene Ontology annotation, cellular component: cytoplasm. The coding region runs from base 49 to 2700 and encodes 883 amino acids.
GAGAUAGCUUUUACCAGAAGAUCACGGCAAAGCAAAGGCUGUGAUGUCAUGGCAGCUGCCAGUGUGACCAGACCUGGCAGUGUCCAGACCACAGAGAAAUCUCAGUUAACCUUGAAAGUGGUGUCAGCGAAGCCCCAGUCACCCAAGUUACCCAACCGCCAUGCUCGUCUCAGUUCCUUUGUGGAGGUCACUGCAGAUGGCCUCACCAGCGAGACCAAGAAAACGGGCAAACGCACUGGGCACCUCGAGCUCCAGUGGAACGAGGACCUCACUCUGAACGUGACACCCCAGAGUCGGCUUGACCUGAAACUGUGGAGUUGCCAUACUCUGAGGAAAGAGCUGCUGGGGAGCGCUACCAUCGACCUGCUGGACACGCUGCGUACCCACGAUGGAAAGAUGGAGAAUCUGCCGCUCAGUCUGGUCCUGCAGACAGAGAACAAAGGCUCAGUUGUAGCAGGAGGAGAACUGAACGUCUGUCUGGAUGGCCUGGUUGUUGAUCUGGGAUCCUUGCCCAAUAGCAGUACAGCAACAGACAAGAUGCUGGAGUCUGACAGACCUAACCUGCGCAGGACUCAGAGCGAGGAGACGCCCAGCACGACCAGUGGCACUCGUGGCAGGAGUCACCGGCACUCUGCGGGAGGUUCUCGGGGGACUUCCCCGGGGGUGUCAAGAGGAGGUUCUCUGACUAACGGAGAACUGAACGGAGAACAGAUCCAAGGAGCUUCCGCUCGUCACCGCGCCUCCAAGAGUUCCCACAGUAGCCCAGGCAUCACAGAUAAAAGCGAGCUAACGGCUAACGGCCUGGAGAACGGCCGCGGCGGACUGACACGCCAAACACCUCCUCCCUCUUCCCCGUCACUCAGGUCUAAUGCCCCCAACAGCACCCCCGCCGCAGGUCAGGAGAGCGCUGCCACGCCCCCACCUGCAGAAACCGCCCCCUCCAAUUCUGAGCAACCCACCUCUGCCACAGAGCCUAUCACGGAGUCCCUGCCUGCUGGGUGGGAGCAGAGAGUCUUGCCUCAUGGCCGGGUAUACUACGUGGACCACAACACAAAGACCACCACCUGGGAGAGACCUCUUCCUCCAGGAUGGGAGAAGCGGGUGGACCAGCGAGGCAGGUUCUAUUACGUGGACCACAACACCAGAACCACCACCUGGCAAAGGCCCACGCCUGAGUCUGUGAGAAACUACGAGCAGUGGCAGUCACAGCGCAGCCAGCUUCAGGGAGCCAUGCACCAGUUCAAUCAGAGAUACCUCUACCAGUCAUCUGGCGCUCCGGUGGAAAAUGACCCUCUUGGUGCUCUUCCACCUGGCUGGGAGAAACGCCAGGACAAUGGGAGGGUCUAUUUUGUCAACCACAACACACGGACCACACAGUGGGAGGACCCGAGAACCCAAGGGAUGAUCCAGGAGCCACCCCUGCCUCCAGGCUGGGAGAUGAAAUACACAGCGGAGGGCGUGCGCUAUUUUGUGGACCACAACUCUCGUACGACCACCUUUAAAGACCCGCGGCCAGGCUUUGAGACAGGGUCUCGACAGGGAGGGUCACCAGGGGCUUAUGACCGCAGUUUCAGGUGGAAGUACCACCAGUUCCGCUUCUUGUGCCAUUCCAAUGCCUUACCAAGCCAUGUGAAGAUUUCUGUGUCCAGACAAACCCUGUUUGAAGACUCAUUCCAACAGAUCAUGAACAUGAAGCCCUACGACCUGCGCAGAAGGCUCUACAUCAUCAUGAGAGGAGAGGAAGGCCUGGACUACGGUGGCAUUGCCAGGCAAUGGUUCUUCCUCCUGUCUCAUGAAGUCCUGAACCCCAUGUACUGUCUGUUUGAAUACGCUGGCAAGAACAACUACUGUCUCCAAAUCAACCCUGCCUCCUCCAUCAACCCUGACCACCUUACCUAUUUCCGCUUCAUUGGCCGAUUCAUCGCCAUGGCCUUGUACCAUGGCAAGUUUAUCGACACUGGCUUCACUCUACCCUUUUACAAACGCAUGCUGAAUAAGAAACCCACCCUUAAAGACCUGGAGUCCAUUGACCCAGAGUUUUAUAACUCCAUCAUGUGGGUCAAAGAGAACAAUCUGGAAGAGUGCGGCGUGGAGCUCUAUUUCGCUCAGGACAUGGAGAUCCUGGGCAAGGUCAGCACCCAUCAGCUGAAAGACAACGGAGAGAAUGAGUUAGUCACAGAGGAGAACAAGGAAGAGUACAUCAGUCUUCUGACGGAUUGGCGUUUUACGCGGGGAGUGGAGGAGCAGACUAAGGCCUUUCUAGAUGGCUUUAAUGAAGUGGUUCCCCUGGAGUGGCUGCGUUACUUUGAUGAGAAAGAGCUUGAGUUAAUGCUGUGUGGAAUGCAGGAGAUUGAUCUCAGCGAUUGGCAGAAAAACACCAUUUAUCGUCAUUACACCAAGAACAGCAAGCAAAUCCAAUGGUUUUGGCAGGUGGUGAAAGAUAUGGACAAUGAGAAACGGAUUCGCCUGCUUCAAUUUGUCACAGGAACCUGCAGGCUGCCAGUGGGAGGCUUUUCCGAACUCAUUGGGAGUAACGGCCCACAGAAAUUCUGCAUAGACAAAGUGGGCAAGGAGACGUGGCUGCCAAGAAGUCAUACCUGCUUCAAUCGCCUAGACCUACCACCCUACAGGAACCUGGAGCAACUCAGAGAGAAACUGCUCUUCGCAAUCGAGGAGACGGAGGGAUUCGGACAGGAGUGAGAGAGAGAGGAGAGGAGUGAGGGAUUCAGACAGGAGAGGAGAGGAGUUAGAACAGGGAGGAUAUGUUAGAGUUGGCUGACAGUCAAUGAGAGAGAACACAGUGACCAAAAGCAUCACCAGUGGUGUCCUAAAGUCUGAUAAACCUGAACACCUCAAUACUCCUGCUGUUAACUUCUGCUGUUGAGGGGAGCACUGUUUGAGAGGGUGGGAAGCCAGGGCUGUGGAGAGGACCAGUGCAAGGUUUCGGAGAGGGAGAGGCAGUUGUUUGUGGAGGCACGUGCCUUGGGGAGGAAGGGUGUCCUGUCCCUCACAGAGGGUUUUUUGUUUUUUUUUUGUAGCUACUCAACUCCAAAUCUUUUCUGCUGUUCUAGAGCAGCAUAAAUUCCUAUAUUAAGUUCCAGAAAUUCACCAGAAACAUUAUGUGCGCAAGAAAUAAAAAUACAAUUUUAAAUUCUACAGCAAAUUGCUGCAACGGCACACUUAAUGCAUCUGUAUCUGUAGUGUAUGGGAGAAAAGCUGUUUGUAAAGUGUGUGUGUGUGUGU